This is a messenger RNA of Lodderomyces pseudojiufengensis, 1776 nucleotides long. It is a transcript of the gene PUT2, whose product is annotated as 1-pyrroline-5-carboxylate dehydrogenase. The record is from RefSeq and is a predicted model, not a curated record. The coding region runs from base 1 to 1776 and encodes 591 amino acids. Gene Ontology annotation, molecular function: L-glutamate gamma-semialdehyde dehydrogenase (NAD+) activity. NCBI's taxonomy places the organism in Eukaryota, Fungi, Ascomycota, Pichiomycetes, Serinales, Debaryomycetaceae. The transcript has a single exon. Gene Ontology annotation, cellular component: mitochondrial matrix.
AUGUUAAGGUUAACUGCACGUUCAGUUAUAAGAUCAAGGAGCUUAUACUCGUUGAAAUAUUGCACAUUAACAUCAACCAAACUCAUAAAACCCAUAUCACAGAUAACCAAAAGAAGUAUUUCACAACUAUCGACUAUAAAAACUCCUCCAAAUUUACAAAAUGAAUCAAUAAAAGAAUUUGGAUUCAAUGACAUUAAAGAUUGGGAUUUACUAAAAGCAUCAAUCACAAAAUUCAAAGAUAAUGAGCCAUUGGAUAUUCCUUUAGUUAUUAAUGGUGAAAAAAUAUAUAAGGAUGAUAUCAAGCCUCAAUUAAACCCUGCAAAUCAUUCUGAAAACUUGGCAAAUGUGUCUCAAGCUUCACCUAAAGAUGUUCACAAAGCAAUUAUAGCGGCAAAAGAAGCUAAAUCAAGUUGGGCUCAAACUCCAUGGGUUGAUAGAGCUGCUAUCUUUUUAAAAGCUGCUGAUUUAAUAUCAACGAAGUAUAGGUAUGAUAUGUUAGCUGCUACAAUUUUGGGACAAGGUAAAAAUGUAUAUCAAGCAGAAAUUGAUUGUAUUGCUGAAUUGAUUGAUUUUUUCAAAUUUAACGUCAAAUAUGCUGAGGAAUUGUAUGGUCAGCAACCAUUACAAACCUCCCCUGGUGUUUGGAACAGAGCUGAAUAUAGACCAUUGGAAGGGUUUGUAUAUGCUGUUACUCCUUUUAACUUCACUGCUAUUGCUGCGAAUUUAGUAGGAGCACCAGCAUUAAUGGGUAACACAGUUGUUUGGAAACCUUCAGCUACUGCUGCGUUAUCGAAUUACUUGUUAUUGACUAUAUUAGAAGAAGCUGGAUUACCAAAAGGUGUAAUUAAUUUCAUUCCAGGUGAUCCAGUCGAAGUUACUGAUAUCGUAUUAAAUGAUAAAGACUUUUCAAGUUUACACUUCACUGGAUCUACGGACGUAUUCAAAAAAUUAUACAAACAAAUAAGUGAUAACGUUUCAAAUGAUACAUAUAAAGAUUUUCCAAGAAUUGUUGGUGAAACUGGUGGAAAAAAUUUCCAUUUAAUUCAUAACUCAGCAAAUUUAAAACAUGCAGUAUUAUCUUCAUUAAGAGGAGCAUUUGAAUAUCAAGGUCAAAAAUGUUCUGCUACCUCAAGAUUAUACGUUCCGGAAUCAUUAUGGCCUGAAUUUUCUGAAAAAUUAAGUUCUCAAAUAUUAAAUAUAAGCGUUGGAAAUACUUCUGAGUCUCAAUCAAUAAAUUCUUUUAUGGGACCAGUCAUUCAUGAACAAUCUUUCAACAAAUUAAAAAACGCAAUUGAUCAAGCUAAAUCUGAUCCAGAGUUGGAAAUUGUAAGUGGAGGUUCCUAUGAUUCAACAAAUGGAUAUUACGUUCAACCAACUUUAAUCAAAACGACAAAUCCAAAUCAUGAAUACUUAACAAAAGAGUUCUUUGGUCCAAUAUUAACUGCAUAUGUUUACCCAGAUUCUGAAUUUGAUUCGGUAUUGACUUCAUUAGAUUCCAUUACAAAGUAUGGAUUAACAGGUUCAAUUUUUGCGAAAGAUAGAUCAGUGAUAAGAAAAGUUGAAGAAGCAUUAAGAUAUUCAGCAGGGAAUUUCUAUAUUAAUGAUAAAUCGACUGGAGCUGUUGUUGGACAACAAUGGUUUGGUGGAGCCAGAGCAUCAGGAACAAAUGAUAAAGCUGGUAGUGGUAAUAUUUUAUCAAGAUUCGUUUCAAUCAGAAAUAUUAAAGAAAAUUUUUAUGAGUUAAACGAUUUCAGAUAUCCUUCUAAUAUUCAAUAG